Molecule: messenger RNA, 4158 nt
Organism: Drechmeria coniospora
Lineage: Eukaryota; Fungi; Ascomycota; Sordariomycetes; Hypocreales; Ophiocordycipitaceae
Exons: 11
Coding region: 1-4158 (1385 amino acids)
Biological process (GO): transmembrane transport
Cellular component (GO): membrane
Molecular function (GO): ATP binding; ATP hydrolysis activity; ABC-type transporter activity
Source: RefSeq, a predicted model, not a curated record
AUGGUUGCCUUCUCGACAGGCUGCCCAUCGAACGCCGAUGAUCAGUUCGGCCCUCGCGUCGACACGUCCUGCCGCUUCUUCGACUUCACCUUGCUCUUCGAAGAUGCCUUCUUCGUUGUCCUUCCGGCCGUCCUCUUCCUGCUGCUGCUACCAUGGCGGCUCGUCCACCUCUACAGAUCUCCCGUCAAGGUGACCUCGUUCGCACUGGCAACCUGGAAACUGGCAAGUGCUGCCAUCGACAUUCCGUUCCCGACUCAUGAGCUGAUGGAUACUGCUGUGCUCCCUCAGGUCCUCAUGAUGCUCCUACUCGUCCUUCACUUGAUCCACCUCGUAUUGGUGUUGCAGCACCCUGCCCUGCACACGAGCCUGGCUGUACCAUCGGCCGUCCUCGCCGCCAUUGCCGUCUUCGCCGCCGCCAUCUUGUCUUUUCUUGAAGACCAGCGUUCGCUCCGGCCGUCGGACAUGCUCGCCCUGUACUUCUCAGCUUCCGCUCUGCUGUGCCUGCCUCGACUGCGGUCCCUCUGGCUCUUGCCGAUCGCGACGGCGCCCAAGGCGGUAUGGACGGUGGUCUUUGCUCUGACUCUCGCCGUCAUCGUCCUUGAAUCCCUUCGCAAGACCCGCUCCCUCCGUCCCCAAUUCCGAGAUUUGGCAAUGGAGCAGGCCGCCGGCUUCUGGGUCCGAGGCUUCUUCACCUGGCUCUUGCCCUUCUUCCGCGUCGGCUACAAGAAGUGCCUCGAGCUUGAUGACAUCCCCAAACCUGGUGCCGAUCUUGAAGAGGCUGCCGCCAGCGCGAAGCUUGAUGCCGCCUGGAGCAACGUCACAGGACGCCAUCGACUCCUUCGCGCCACCGUCUUGGCCAACUUGUGGCCGAUACUGUCCGCCGUCCCACCCCGCAUAGCGUUGGCAUGCUUCACUUUCUGCCAGCCUUUCCUCAUCGAGAGGGCUGUAUCGAAUUUAGAUGCUCGCCAGGACGGCCAUCGAUCCGAAUAUGCCUGGGCUCUCGUCGGGGCUUUCGUUCUCGUCUACAUCGGCAUCGCGGUUUCUCGAGCCUUGUACAAGCGCCAGACAACCCGGCUUCUUACCAAGAUGCGUGCUGGUCUUGUCUCCAAGAUCUACCGCGUCACCCUGACCUUCUCACUUGCCGACGUCAAAGACUCGGCCGCCAUCACCCUCAUGGGCACCAACGUCGAGAGGAUAACGAGCUCCCUCGGUCAGUUUCAUGAAGUCUGGAUUUCCCUGCCCGAGAUGGCAGUUGCGAUAUGGCUCUUGGCUCGCCAGAUAGGCGUCUCCUGCGUCGUACCGCUGAUCAUCUGUCUAGCAUCCGUUGCUGGCGCAUCGUAUAUUGGACGCCGUUUCGGUCCAGCUCAAAUAACUUGGAUAAAGGGCGUGCAGAAGCGAGUUGCCGUCACUGCAAAAAUGCUCAGCAACAUGAAAGCCGUCAAGGUGCUCGGUCUGACCGAUGCCAUGGACGACAUCAUCACGAAGCUGCGGCAGGAGGAACUGCAAGCAUCCGAGCGCUUCCGCAAACUGUUGAUAUUUCAAAUCAUGACGGGAAACGCCCCGACUCUUCUGUCCCCCUUUGCUACUUUCUUGACAUACGCCCUCAUCGCCAAGGUCCAAAACGACGACGCUCUUCUCGCUGGCAAGGCAUUCACGUCGAUUUCUCUGAUGAGCCUUGCCACCGAUCCUCUGAUUCAACUUUGCCAGGUGAUACCAACCUGUAUGCAGGGCAUAGCUUGCUUUGGAAACAUUGAAGAGUAUUUUCUGAGGGAGCAGAUGGAAGCAACACCACCUUCAUAUGCGGACCACGCACGUGACGACGUCGAGAUGAAGACGCAUCCGCCUCCUUCCUCGGGGGAGACCUUGUUCUCGCUCGUCGAUGCAGAGAUUGCUUGGCCCCAGGAAGAUGCCAAGAGCAUCCUGCACAGCGUCAACCUGAACAUCGUCCCCGGCUUCACAUCCAUUACCGGCCCCGUUGCAUCAGGGAAAUCCACGUUGCUGGCCACCAUGCUUGGUGAAACAACUCUGAGGCGAGGCACGAUGUCGGCGAGAUUGGCUGGCGUUGCCUACUGCUCUCAAACCCCUUGGAUCACGGACGAGACGAUACGUCGCAACAUUACAGGAGACCUCGGGUUCGAUGAAAAAUGGUACAAUUUUACCAUCGACCUUUGCUGUCUUCAGAACGAUCUCAAGCGCCUGCCCAGUGGAGAUCAGACGACGUGUGGCAGCAACGGCGCUUCGUUGAGUGGUGGACAGCGUCAACGAGUGGCACUUGCACGCGCCGUCUAUUCCAAGCUUCCAAUCGUUAUCCUAGAUGACGUCACGAGCGGAUUAGAUUCCGCAACAACUGGCAUCCUGCUUGCUCGUCUCUUCAGCGAAGCUGGCCAUUUCCGCAAGGCUGGCAUAUCCGUCAUCAUCGCCACUCACAGCCAACGAUUUCUGUCCUACAUGGACUCUAUCGUAGUCCUUGGUAACGGCGGCAUAGUCGACGUCGGCUCACACGAGCAGGUAAUGUCGAAGCUCGGCAAUCUCACAGCGCAAGCGGAACUUGCCGUCGACGCUACAUCUCAUACUGUCGCCGGAACGGCUGGCAAGGAGGAGCCAGAGAAUACCGAGGCCUCGGAAUAUGCAGCCGACGAUGCCGCUGCUUCAGACAAGGGGGGCAGCCAAAGGAAAAAUGGAAACUGGUCCGUGUAUUCGUAUUACGCAAAGAGCGCCGGUGCGCUCUCCAUUACAGCGCCCUUCAGCUUCUUUCGCAAGACUGACGCCGGCUCUAUUACGAAUCGCUUCAGCCAGGACAUGGACCUUAUCGACAUGUCGCUCCCUGCGCAGACAAUUGCGUUUACAACUGCAUCUGCAGCGUGCCUCGCUCAACUCAUCCUCAUUUGUAUCGUCGGCAAGUAUCUUGCGGCCGCCAUCCCGGUUCUUGUUGGCAUCUUAUUCGUCGUCCAGAAAUACUACCUGCGCACUUCCCGUCAGGUGCGACUUGUGGAUAUCGAGGCCAAGGCCUCCAUAUACAAGCUAUUCAUCGAAACGACUCAGGGACUCCCUACCAUUAGAUCUUUCGGCUGGGGCCCAGCAUUUGCGAAGCGAAAUGCGGACGUCCUGAACUCUUCGCAGCGACCUAUUUACAUGCUAUUUUGCAUCCAGCUAUGGCUCGCUCUGGUUCUCGAUCUUGUCGUCGGUGGCCUUGCAGUCCUCAUCGUCGUAUCCGCAAUGGCCGCCACGAGCACCGUCAGCGCCGGCUCUCUCGGCGUGGCCCUCGUCCUCGUCCUGCAGUUCAGCAGCAUGCUGGCGCAGUGUGUUCAGGCCUGGACGCUGAUGGAGACUUCGAUUGGCGCCGUGUCCCGAGUGCAGCAGUUUGUGUUGAACACGCCUUCCGAGCACCCCGGGAGUGGACCACCGCCUCCAGCAUGGCCGGUGCGAGGGGCAAUUGACUUUCAAAGUGUUCAAGCAAGCUACGGGCCCCUGGCGGAACCUGUCCUCCGCGGCAUCAACCUUUCCAUCGCCUCGGGGGAGAAAGUUGCUCUUUGUGGCACUACGGGAAGCGGCAAAUCGUCCUUCAUCAUGGCGAUCCUCUUGAUGAUGGACUUUGGCCAGGGACGAAUCACCAUUGACGACGUCGACACAAGUACGCUUGGAGGCAGAAACCUCCGCUCGCACCUAAACGUCGUGCCUCAGGACCCGUUCUUCAUGCCUGGUUCCGUCAGGCUGAACAUGGACCCGAGAGGCCAGUCGUCCGAUGAUGUUAUUGUGGCUGCCAUCCGCAAGAUUGGCUUAUGGGGCAGGCUCGAGUCAGAAGGCGGUCUCGAUGCGGACCUGGACAUGUCGGAGUGGUCGCAAGGGGAGCAGCAGCUGCUGUGCUUGGCCAGGGCGAUGCUGGUUCCGAGCAGCAUACUCAUCUUGGAUGAGGCCAUGAGCAGGCAUGAUGCUCCCAUUGUUGACGAGGGCACCGAGGCCAUGAUGCAGAGCGUUAUCGAAUCCGAGUUCCGAGGAAGGACCAUUCUCUCCGUGAUGCAUCGCUUCAACCACAUAGCUUGGUAUGACCAAGUGGUCGUCAUGCGAAACGGGGAAGUGGUUGAAUCUGGGUCGCCGCAGUCCUUGUUGGAGACGGACUCGGCUUUCAGCACGCUAUACCAUGCUCAGGCGACUCGGUAG